AUGAUGAAGAAGCUCCUAAGAAGAGCAAAGGAAAAGCAGUUAAGCCAGGGAAGAAGGCCAAACAAGCUAGCCAGAAAGGUCAGUCAGAAGUCUAAAGAUCCAGAGAGUGAUGAUGACUCUGAUGACAAGCCCUUAGUGAAAAAGAAGGUAACUCCGAAAUCAAAAAAAGCAGCCAGCGACACCAUUACAGAAAAAGAAGCCGACUCCAAAAUCGAAAAAGCAGCCAGUGAAAGUGACUCAGAUGAUGAGCCAUUACAGAAAAAGAAGCCGACUCCAAAAUCGAAAAAAGCAGCCAGUGAAAGUGACUCAGAUGAUGAGCCAUUACAGAAAAAGAAGGCGACUCCAAAAUCGAAAAAAGCAGCCAGUGAUAGUGACUCAGAUGAUGAGCCAUUACAGAAAAAGAAGCCGACUCCAAAAUCGAAAAAAGCUGCCAGUGAAAGUGACUCUAAUGACGAGCCAUUACAGAAAAAAAAGCCGACUCCAAAAUCGAAAAUCAAAGCCAAAAAUGCAACAAGUGAUAAUGACUCUGAUGAUGAUCAAUUAGUGAAGAAGAAACAAACUCCAGAAGCUGAAAAAGCCAAGAGUGAGAGUGAUUCUGACAAUGAACCACUGCAGAAGAAGAAGGCUGCAAAGAGUGAGGACACAGAGGAAAGGAAGUCUGGUGGAUCUGACAGCAAGCAAGAGCAACACAGGGAAGGAAAGAAAAGAAAUAAGCCAAGUAGUUCAGAUGAAGAGGAACCUCUGAGUAAGAAGAAAGGCCCAAGUCCCAAGAGGAAGAAGAUAGAAACCCCAAGUGAAUCAGAUGAGGAGCCACUGAGUAAUAAGAAAGGGAAACAGAUGAAGGAUGACCAGUCAGGCAGUGACUCAGAUGCAGAGGCAAGUGCAAAGAUGAAGAAGAGUGUUCCCUCAAAACAGAAGAAGGAGGAAGACUCUGAGGAUUCUGAUGGAAGUGAUGCAGAUGCAAAGAAGAACCAGCUUAGCAGCAACUCGGACUCAGAGUCAGAGGCAGAGAAGGAGAGUAAGAAGACGCCCAAAAGAGGCAGACAGCCCAAGACAGCUAAAGGCAAGAAAAAGGACUCAGACUCAGAGUCAGAGCCAGAGAAGGAGAGUAAGAAGACGCCCAAGAGAGGGAGAAAGCCAAAGGCCAAAAAGACGGCCGAUGACAGUUCAGAAAACUCAGGUGGCGGCAGUAGUUCUGAUGACGAAGAGCCACUAGCCAAGAAAACUCCCGCGAAGCAGAAGACUAAAGCAGCAGAGAAAAAGCCACCUAAACCUGCGCAAACCAGUGAUUCAGACAGUGAUGAACCUCUAGCCAAGAAGAAGAAAGAAGGAACAGGAGAGAAAGGAAAAGAGGUGUCAAAGAAAGCUCCAAAAGCAGACAAGGCAGACAGUGAUAGUUCAGAUACAUCACUCAACUCGGAUAGUGAUAAUGAAGAGUCCUCAAAAGAGCAGAUGAAGCCAGCCAAGAAGGAAGCCAGUAAAAAGUCACCAAAGCAAUCAAAGGGUGAGGACAAACUAGCCCGUCUCAAAAAGUACAUCCGCACCUGUGGCAUCCACAUCAAGAACUAUGACAAACUUCUGGAAGGCUGCAAGAGUAUUGCUGCCAAAAAGGCUAAACUCCUGGGUGUGAUGGAAGAACAGGGACUUAAAGGUGCUCCGACCCUUGAGAAGUGCAAGAAACUUCGCAAGAAGAUUGAAAGAAAGAAAGAAGUUGAGGAACUGGACCUUGGCAACAUCAUAGCUGAUUCAGGUCGAGGCAGACGCAACGCACACAGCCUGUACGCCAGCCAGAGGUCGCAGUCGCCGCAGUUCAACUCUCCAAUCAAAGCAUCGAGGGCAAGAAUCAUAGCCGAAUCAGAGUCAGACCUGGGAGGGCAUGACGAGGUUCCUCUCAGAGUGUCAUGUAUGAAUACGGAGGAGAACAAGGCUACUGCUGUGACCACAGUUGAGGACAAACAGCUAUCCAGAAUACCAAAGUCAAAGCCAAGUACGCCCAAGAUAGGAAAGCCUGUCCGUUCAUUUAUCACAGGCAAUUCUCCUCUGCUGCAAAUCCCAGUGAACAAGCUGAGUCGCAAGCCCAUCCAGGAGAAGGAAGACAAGCCACAGUUAAAAGAAGCAGGAGUCACAGAGGACAAAGAGAACAACUCAGCCAUGGAAGCAGAAAAUGGGAUCGUGGACAGAAAGCGAGCUCUGUCCCCAGGGAAUGAGGUGGAGACACCCAGGAAGAGGUCUAAGAAGGAGGAGGAAGGUGUGAAGAAAGAGGUAAAUGUGAUGCAGAGAAAGAAACCCUCGGUGACAGAGGACGACAUCAAGAACAUCCUUAACAAAGAGUCAGAAGAUGAUGACUCUGGCCUGAGCAGGUUGGAUAGCUCAGAGGAAGAGUCAGGGGAGGAGAAUGCGGCACAGAGGAAAGCCAGUACUAAGUCGGACUCCAAGAAGGGUAACAAAUCCAAUGAGGAUUCGGGCUCUGAUGAGCCCCUGGCAAUGAAAGCCCCCAAGACUAAAGCACAGAAGAAGGAACCUAAUGAGGACUCAGGACAGGAUCUUUCUGAGCCCAAAGCAGAACCAGCAAAGAGUUCCAAGAUGUUAUCUGAGGACUCUAGCGAAGAUGAAGAAGAGGUGCCGAAAAAGAAAAAGUCCACACAGGCAUCAGCAAAAGGCAAGAAUACCAAAAAGAAGAACAAGGCAAGGAAAGGUGAUGAUUCUGAUGAUUCUGAUGACGAUGAACCUCUUGUGAAGAGCAGAGGGAGGCCAAGGAAAUCCAGCAAAGCCUCCUUGCGUGAGUCUAGCUCAGAAGGAUCAUCAAGUGAGUCAGAGUAUGAGCCUGAGGCCAAGAAGGGAGGCAAAAAAACUAAGGCCAAACAAAAGAGCAAGGCAGCAGCCAGAAACACAAAGUUGGCCAAGAAGAAAUCUAAGAACAGUGAUUCCGAUUCUGAUGAUGAUGAAGAAGCUCCUAAGAAGAGCAAAGGAAAAGCAGUUAAGCCAGGGAAGAAGGCCAAACAAGCUGUGAGUUCCAGUGACUCAGAUGAUGAGCCACUUGUAACUAAGAAAAGAGCCAGAAAGGUCAGUCAGAAGUCUAAAGAUCCAGAGAGUGAUGAUGACUCUGAUGACAAGCCCUUAGUGAAAAAGAAGGUAACUCCGAAAUCAAAAAAAGCAGCCAGCGACAGUGACUCUGAUGACAAGCCCUUAGUGAAAAAGAAGCCGGCUCCAAAAUCGAAAAAAGCAGCCAGUGAAAGUGACUCAGAUGAUGAGCCAUUACAGAAAAAGAAGCCGACUCCAAAAUCGAAAAAAGCAGCCAGUGAAAGUGACUCAGAUGAUGAGCCAUUACAGAAAAAGAAGCCGACUCCAAAAUCGAAAAAAGCAGCCAGUGAAAGUGACUCAGAUGAUGAGCCAUUACAGAAAAAGAAGGCGACUCCAAAAUCGAAAAAAGCAGCCAGUGAUAGUGACUCAGAUGAUGAGCCAUUACAGAAAAAGAAGCCGACUCCAAAAUCGAAAAAAGCUGCCAGUGAAAGUGACUCUAAUGACGAGCCAUUACAGAAAAAAAAGCCGACUCCAAAAUCGAAAAUCAAAGCCAAAAAUGCAACAAGUGAUAAUGACUCUGAUGAUGAUCAAUUAGUGAAGAAGAAACAAACUCCAGAAGCUGAAAAAGCCAAGAGUGAGAGUGAUUCUGACAAUGAACCACUGCAGAAGAAGAAGGCUGCAAAGAGUGAGGACACAGAGGAAAGGAAGUCUGGUGGAUCUGACAGCAAGCAAGAGCAACACAGGGAAGGAAAGAAAAGAAAUAAGCCAAGUAGUUCAGAUGAAGAGGAACCUCUGAGUAAGAAGAAAGGCCCAAGUCCCAAGAGGAAGAAGAUAGAAACCCCAAGUGAAUCAGAUGAGGAGCCACUGAGUAAUAAGAAAGGGAAACAGAUGAAGGAUGACCAGUCAGGCAGUGACUCAGAUGCAGAGGCAAGUGCAAAGAUGAAGAAGAGUGUUCCCUCAAAACAGAAGAAGGAGGAAGACUCUGAGGAUUCUGAUGGAAGUGAUGCAGAUGCAAAGAAGAACCAGCUUAGCAGCAACUCGGACUCAGAGUCAGAGGCAGAGAAGGAGAGUAAGAAGACGCCCAAAAGAGGCAGACAGCCCAAGACAGCUAAAGGCAAGAAAAAGGACUCAGACUCAGAGUCAGAGCCAGAGAAGGAGAGUAAGAAGACGCCCAAGAGAGGGAGAAAGCCAAAGGCCAAAAAGACGGCCGAUGACAGUUCAGAAAACUCAGGUGGCGGCAGUAGUUCUGAUGACGAAGAGCCACUAGCCAAGAAAACUCCCGCGAAGCAGAAGACUAAAGCAGCAGAGAAAAAGCCACCUAAACCUGCGCAAACCAGUGAUUCAGACAGUGAUGAACCUCUAGCCAAGAAGAAGAAAGAAGGAACAGGAGAGAAAGGAAAAGAGGUGUCAAAGAAAGCUCCAAAAGCAGACAAGGCAGACAGUGAUAGUUCAGAUACAUCACUCAACUCGGAUAGUGAUAAUGAAGAGUCCUCAAAAGAGCAGAUGAAGCCAGCCAAGAAGGAAGCCAGUAAAAAGUCACCAAAGCAAUCAAAGGGUGAGGACAAACUAGCCCGUCUCAAAAAGUACAUCCGCACCUGUGGCAUCCACAUCAAGAACUAUGACAAACUUCUGGAAGGCUGCAAGAGUAUUGCUGCCAAAAAGGCUAAACUCCUGGGUGUGAUGGAAGAACAGGGACUUAAAGGUGCUCCGACCCUUGAGAAGUGCAAGAAACUUCGCAAGAAGAUUGAAAGAAAGAAAGAAGUUGAGGAACUGGACCUUGGCAACAUCAUAGCUGAUUCAGGUCGAGGCAGACGCAACGCACACAGCCUGUACGCCAGCCAGAGGUCGCAGUCGCCGCAGUUCAACUCUCCAAUCAAAGCAUCGAGGGCAAGAAUCAUAGCCGAAUCAGAGUCAGAGUCGGAUUAAUGUUAUUUCUUCUGUCCGAAUUUCCUUUUUGUUAUUAUUAUUGCACUAAUGAUUAUUCUUUGUUAAUUUUAUUAAUUUUGUUGACAGCGUUUUGCCUUUUGUGUUUUUUUAUGCCAUCGCACUUACAGUUUAUGUAUUUGUUUAUUUUUCAAUUGGCUGAUCUGUCCUUCGCUCACUUAAAAUUCCGUAUGGAGCGAUUGCAGGAAAAUUAAUAGAUUUUCCUUCUUACGAUGGAAUGGAUAAAUAAACAAAAGUAAGAGACAUAUUUUUCAUUGCAUUUACUCAGUCUGUGUGAUGAAGCGUAGGUUCUCUUUUUUCAUUUUAUAGUUUCAUAGCCUGAUUGAGACCAUGAUAAUUCUCUUUGGGGCUGUAUUAGAGUUGUUCUAAUAUUUUUAUAAAUAACUGCGGAUUAAUAUUUCUAGUGAGAACUCUAUAUAUGGAUUAGAAACCCCUUCCUUCCAAAAACAUAAAUUUAUAUGUAAAUUAUUUUAUAACUGCCAUAUUUUGUUAAGGAUGUAAAUUUUAAUGAAUCCUCAAACAAAUAAGUAUCCAUUUAGCUCUGUUUUUUUUUCUAAUCUCGGUGUAUUACUUUUAGGAUUAUAUUUCUCAUUUAUUACAAUUUUUUUUUAAUUUAUUUGUAUAAGUGAAGAUAAGGCCAUUUGAGGGCAUUCAACUGUACCUGUAAUUAUCAAUUGAAAGAGUACAAUAUGUGUUAACCCAAUGCUGCCAGGUAGUACUAGUAAUUGACUCCUUGGUGAGUAAGCUCUUUUGGAGCUAGUUAUCUGUGAAUUCAGUUGGUAAAGUAAACUCACAUUAGGCGUGCUAUUUACAUACAUUAUGUCCCCUGUAGCAUUGGGUUAAUUUGCAGAGUAUAUGGUGGGCAGUGUAUGAGGUUCCUGUGGCUGUGGCUUCUGUGAAUUUUCAUGACAGUUUGUAGUGUGAAUGUUGUUUUAUCAUUCCUCUUGAAUUUCUUGGUGUAAGAGCCAGCAAAGAUUGAAUUAUAUAUAUUUUUUUUUACAUAGGGAUAGCUCACUUUUGUAACAAAGCACAGCUAAAAGUCUUGGUUAUGAUAAAAUGCAACAAAGUUUCUUUUGCAAACAUUUUCAGCUCAUGAACAGUUUUAGGACAACAUACAGUGUAUUGUCAUUAGACCAUAUUGCAGAUAUAGCCACUAAUUGUAGUAAGAGGAAGUUAUUUUAUUUUAAUUUUCUCCACUGUCUUGUUUAGAGAUCACUGCAUACAUUUAAUGAAGGUAUAUUAUGAUACACAUAAUUUCUUAAAUGACACAGUUGAUUAGGUGAGUAAAAAUGCAAAUACACAGUACUAAACCCACCACUACACACAGUACCAGCUUUACCUUUUACAGAAAGUAAUUCAAAAUAUCUAGAACACUAUCUAGAACAUUUUUUAAAGGAUUCAUAUAUUUGUAGUAUGCUUCUUUACUAGUGUCUUUAAUGCUUGUAGUUGACCAAGGGACUGUGAUUUUUGACUGUAGAAGAUUGUGUAUACAGGAACUGUUAAAUCUGCUUUGUAUUUUGUAUUGUAUUGAGUUAGAUCUGUAUUGUAUUUUCUUCUUAUAAAUGCUUUGGCUUUUCUUUAUCUGUCUUUAGUAUUAAUCAUAGAAUGAAUUUUAUUUUGAUAAAUUUUAUUAAAGUAUAAUAAUUUAUGUAAUUUGAUUAAAUCAUUCCACCAAAAAUAAGACAGAAUGAGUAACCUACAUUAACUGGAUAUAGAAAUUUUGUAAAUCUUUUCAUACAAAUACAUGUAAUUUAAUCAUGUAAAUACAAUAUUAUCACAGUUAA
Molecule: messenger RNA, 6749 nt
Organism: Penaeus indicus
Lineage: Eukaryota; Metazoa; Arthropoda; Malacostraca; Decapoda; Penaeidae
Product: nucleolar protein dao-5-like
Exons: 12
Coding region: 1-4947 (1648 amino acids)
Cellular component (GO): nucleus
Source: RefSeq, a predicted model, not a curated record